Triticum turgidum subsp. durum (durum wheat) is the source of this 303-nucleotide messenger RNA. Lineage: Eukaryota; Viridiplantae; Streptophyta; Magnoliopsida; Poales; Poaceae. The record is from the annotation of a GenBank genome assembly.
AUGUUCCGGUGGGGCAAGAGCACCAAGAACCCAGCUCCGGCCGCCGGGGAGGAGGUGGCGGUGCAAAAGGUGGAGAAGAUCGAGUUCCGCAACCUCAUCCACAUCAAGCCUCCUGUCGGCGCCGGCGGCGGGGCCAUCGGCAACGCGUGGAAGCCACAGCCAUGGACGGCCGGCGCCGGCAGCUCCGGCGCGGCGAGGAAGCCCGACAGCCCCGGAGACGACAUCAACUCGAGGGCGGGCAGGUUCAUCGAGGACACUAAGAAGGGGUGGCGCCUCGGCGUCAAGUCAUUCGGCGGCCGUUAG